AUGCGCACAUGGUUGUAUAGAAUUGGCGAGAACAGCCGUGCUGAGGAUAUGCAGCGUGAGGAGGCAUAUGCUGCUGAGGACAAGUUGGAGAAGUGGAUGAAAAAGGAGGCUGUUACUCGGGCUCCUGUUAAAGGCAUGCCGGGAGCAUUGCAGUUGCUCUUAUUCAUCUCCGAAAUGGAGUCCGGCAAUGCUGUCCUUCAGACCAUACAGUCGUGUGAAAACCAGAGAGCCUACAAGUUGCUCAAAGAAAGGGAGGCCAGCCGUGAUAAGCUGACGAGAGAACGGAAGGGUAUUGACCAUCAGACUGAGAAGCUGACGAAGAGGGUCAUGGCCAGUUCCUCGGCCACUAGUAAGCUGGAGUCGUUGGAGGCUGAGUUCAGCAAGCAGACGGUUGGGUUGCAGUCACGGUCCGACUAUGUGGCGAAGAGGAAAAAGAUUGACGAACUGUUGAAGGGGGAAAGUGCUGAGGAAGCACACGUGCCAGAAAGCGUAGUGGCAUCACAUAGGAGGGACGCACCAGUGGCUAAGAAACGCAAGUCGGUUAAUAAAGUGGCUCUGUCCUUUGGUGAUGAUGAUGAUGAGGAUUCCUCCUCGAGUGAAGAGGGAGAUGAUGAGAAGGCUCGAGGGAAGAUUAUUAUACCCAAGCUUAAGAAGGACCCCAACGCGAAGACAGACUUUUUGCCAGAUGCGGAGAGAGAUGCAACUCUUGAGCAUGAUAGGGAGAGGCUCAUUAAGGAGUAUUACGAGGAGCAGGAGAGGCAGAAAGGACUUCCGCUGAAGGUUACGUAUAGCUACUUCAACGGCACCAAUCAUCGUCGGGCUAUUGAGGUCACGCAAGGCUGUACUGUGACGGACUUCUUGGCGAGAUGCAAGAAUCAAUUGGAGGCGGACUUUCCUGAGCUCAAGAGGAGCUCCUGGGACGAGCUGCUCUUCGUAAAGGAGGAUGUUAUACUCCCCGGCAACUUGCCUUUUCAUUCGCUUAUACGGGAUAAGGCUCGCAGUCAAGUGAAUGGGCUGCCGCUGUAUCAAUUUGAAGUCGAUGAUGGAGGUCUGGGUAUUGGAGACAUUCGCGCGACGAGAGAUAGAAGCAACCCAGGUAAAAUAGUCGAUCGUAAAUGGUACGAAGAGAACAAGCAUGUCUUCCCUGCCAGCAAGUGGGAGCUCUAUGAUCCUACUAAGUGCGCUAGUUCGGACGCUAAAGCGAAACUACAAAGUUUGACCUGA
This is a messenger RNA of Perkinsus marinus ATCC 50983, 1224 nucleotides long. Its product is annotated as Protein FAM50B, putative. Lineage: Eukaryota; Perkinsozoa; Perkinsida; Perkinsidae. Gene Ontology annotation, biological process: chromatin organization. Bases 1 to 1224 code for a protein of 407 amino acids. The record is from RefSeq and is a predicted model, not a curated record. The transcript is spliced from 12 exons. Gene Ontology annotation, cellular component: nucleus.